GGCCUAGCUUAGUCGGGACUAGAGGAAAGGUCAGGGCCAAUCAUGGACGCGCUUGACCUCCGGUGAGGGCGUGACCGGACGAGGCUGAAAGAGGACUCAAAUCAACUUCUGCGCUUCCGCUUCCAAUAUUUGGCUGAUUUUUUCAACUCCUUCAUGUCUCUGAUCCUGCGUUGCAAUUUCCCAUUUGUGCUGAUGAUCAGGAGAUCUAAUUGACAGUAUGGAUCUCCUCACCCACUCGCUGGAUGCCGUCGGAAAUCUGAGCCUCGAGGCUACGAAGCGGACCAGCUCCAAAGAUGCCGUCAUCCUUCAAGUCGAAGAAGUCCAGCCUGCCCAGGGAUUCCUAGACCUCCCUCGCGAAAUCAGAGACCACAUUCUCUGUCUGAUGCUUCUCGUCGAAGGCAACCUUUAUCCAAGCAGAGAGCGAGCCGGAAUAUCCGAAUACCUGGGUCUUCUUCGAACCAAUCAUCAGGUCUACUCGGAAGCCGUCGAGAUAUUAUAUGGACGCAACACAUUCCAAAUCCGAAGCGCUCCUGCCCAAGAAGCACCAACCCUCCUAAAUCUCCUCUGCAGUCAAAGAAGAGAUGGCUUUCGUCAAAGUCCCAAGGGGGUGAUUGUCGACUACAACAGAGUCUGCCUUGCCCGACACAACUUGAGAAGACUCUAUAUCCCCUCUCAUAACAUCGCCUUCGAACAACUCAAGCACUUGUUCUCCCUGCUCAAACAUUUCCCAAAUCUCGAGGAUCUUCGAGUCGUGUAUUCGGGGGUGUCUUGGAUGAAGGACAUGGAUGUCGCAUUCUAUUGUCGCCUCUUGAGGGAUCGUUGUCCUUGGAUUCGAAAUUUCGUUCUCUUGAGAAGGAUCAGUUACGCCGAGGCAGAGGAUAUUUCUUGGAUGGUCGGCGAGAGACCCUAUAGCAACUGGUCGAUCGACACCUCGGACAAGAGUUUGAAGCACAUGUGGAGGAAUCAGAACGGUGUAUUGCGACAGGCUGCUGUGGUGAAGGCACCGCAGAACCUCUUGGAGUAGGAGGCCCUGUAGCUGUCGAAAAUAUCGUCCUCACUUCCAACUUCGACUUUGAUGCCCACCUUUGAACGCACGGGAUAUUUUCAGUACAGGUCGCUGCCACCAAAUCUUCUUCAAUGCUAUUUCUAGCAGCUUUCGGGUCAACUUCAGAAAGGCAUCAGGAACCAAGACUGACCUCGAUGAUGCGCUGUCGGGCGUACCACCAAUUUUCUCAAUAUCACAUUU
Hyaloscypha bicolor E is the source of this 1246-nucleotide messenger RNA. RefSeq lists its product as uncharacterized. The record is from RefSeq and is a predicted model, not a curated record. Lineage: Eukaryota; Fungi; Ascomycota; Leotiomycetes; Helotiales; Hyaloscyphaceae. Bases 218 to 1024 code for a protein of 268 amino acids. The transcript has a single exon.